GAGUCUUAGGGUUCGUUUCCGCCUAACUCUCGCCUCCCGCCUCCCGCCUCCCGCCUCCGGCGACGAUCCAUGGCUAAGAGGACCAAGAAGGCCGGUAUAGUGGGGAAGUAUGGUACCCGGUACGGUGCUAGUCUCCGGAAACAAAUUAAAAAGAUGGAGAUUAGCCAGCACAUGAAGUACGACUGUGAGUUUUGUGGGAAGUGUGCAGUGAAGAGAAAGGCUGUGGGUAUAUGGGGAUGCAAGGAUUGUGGCAAAGUCAAAGCAGGAGGGGCAUAUAUCUUGAACACUUCUAGCUCGGUGACGGUCAGAAGCACGAUCAGAAGACUCAGGGAGCAGACUGAGAACUGAGUUGCAUGACCUGUUCGUUUUCUUGGUUAUGAUAUUUAUCUAUGUUUCGAUAUUCGACUUUUGUACUGUAAGUUUCCUAUUUUGAUUGCGUCUUUGUGGUAUUCAGACUAUUUUUUUGAUAAGAUUCUCUUGUAAGGUUGGUCGAGCUAACUGGUUUGACAUUCAUGACUUAGUAUGGUUUGAUGCACUCUGUUUAGUGCCAUCCUCCCCUUUGUUGGUAUGUGUAUUUUGUUUCUGUACCCACACCCAUACUUGAUGCAUCUCACUUUUGUCAAAUGGUCUUUGAGUGGGU
Messenger RNA from Cuscuta campestris, 640 nucleotides. The record is from the annotation of a GenBank genome assembly. Lineage: Eukaryota; Viridiplantae; Streptophyta; Magnoliopsida; Solanales; Convolvulaceae.